UGCCCGUUUCCUCGGAUACCUACUGUACAGGGUUAAGUAGCCAUGUAAGCACAACACGCUUUCCCUGCUCAGUCGAUGAGUGUAUCCUGGCAUAUGGUUUAACCAUUUAAGAGUUUGAGAAUGUAAAACUUAAGAUUGGUGAGUGAAAUUUUAGGAUUUGAGAAUAUUAGAUUUAAGAUUGGUGAGGGACACGUCAGGGUUUGAGAAUGUAAGAUUUAAGAUUGGUGAGUGACAUUUUUUCCGUUUGAGAAUAUAAGAUGUAAGAUUUGUGAGGGACACGUUUAGGUUUGAGAAUGUAAGAUUUAAGAUUGGUCAGUGAAGUGAGUGACGUGAGAGAAGAGAGAAGAGACAAGGAAUCGGUCUCAACUUCAAACGAUGAUUUUGGAGAUUUUUUUUUCACAGUCCAGUACCAUGUCAAUGACAAGGGCCUCGGUAGUUCUUAGUGUGUGUGUGUUUUUUUUUUUAAGAACGGAGGCCUUAUCAUAAGUCUUUAUCAAUUUCCAGUGCUGAUUAGAGCGAACGAAGAUCUGAGGACGGCAUCCACGGGUGGUCGAAUGACUGAGGUACCGGUACACACUUCUACUGGGCAUUUCGACUCGCCACUUGUUGAAGACUGCUACUCCUCCCAGCUGGACCUCUUGUUGAUCGUGAACGGAGACAAAAAAUUUCGGAAGUUUUACGGUAAACAAAUAGAAUUCUUCAGCAAGUUUUUGGAGGUUUUCAGUAGCGGACGAGCAGACGACUUCUGGCGCGUGAACGUUUCCCUGGCUCUCUCGUGCGUGAGCCGGUACGAAAAGAACUUCCAGAUUCUGUUGGAGUUUGGCCAGUACUCCGAGCUGACGGCUCUCCGACGCGCCUUCAUGAACAGCACGCUGCGCCAGUCCACCUGCCUGCUGCCCAAACCCAAGAACGUGUACAGAGCAGCCAUGAACUAUUUAGACAGCGUCUCCGCCCCCGGCCGGCGCUCGCUCAUUGUCCUGCUUACGUUUCGAGGCAUGAAUCGUUUUACGGCCAAAUCGCUCCUCUCCGAGUUGGAACCUGUCCAGAACAGGACCAUAGUGACCAUCUUCGUGAGACAGAACAUUCCCGCCUCCAGGGCCUCCAUGGUAUACGCCGCCUCGCACCACCUGCGCUCUGUGGUCAUUCUGAGCAGCUUCCGAUUCCUGAUGGCGGACCAGGACCUGUCUCUCGCCGUCUGCCGCAGGUGCCACCGCGGCUGGAUCUUCAACUCCCUGAGCAGUCACAGCGGUUCCAUAGCGGCUUCUUCCUGCUAUAAGAUUUUGCCACGAGCCGACAGUCACUGGGUGGACGCCAACCAGCAGUGUUUGAACAUCAAGUCCACCCUGGUGAAAAUUGAGACAGUGGAAGAGCUGACAUUUCUGGAGAACUCUUUGUCUCACCACAUGAACCUGGUGAAGACGGCCAACAGUAGUGCGCCUGACGAACAGAACUUCUUCAUCGGCCUCGCGAGGAACAAGAGGUCGCUGCGGAGGGAGCACGAGUGGCUGAACCGGUUGCCCCUUGUCCACUCUCUCUGGGCCACUGACCAGCCCUACCACAGACACACCGGAGGUUGCGCCUACUGGAGGCGCCCGGCCGGCGGGGGCUCCGGCUACUGGGAGAGUGAGGGAUGCGGUAAGGUCAUCUCUGGAGCGCCUAUCUGUGAGGCUCAGGUGAACGUGGCCGUGCCAAAAGUAGUGGGCGUGACUUGUCCAGUGAGUGAGAUACAGAAAAAGCGAGCACUACAGAGAGGGGAGGUGGCGUUCAAUGUAGAGAAUGGGGGAUCUUUGAAACCAUACACACUCUAUCCCGCCUCCUCCCGGCAAGUGUACGCUGAGCUGCCAAGAAAUAACCUGUCCUUCUCUGUCUACCAAAGACAGACGCAGAUUACGCCUGUAUCUCACAAAGACCUCAGGCUCUUCACAUGUUCUGGCUCGAAGCGAUUGAUUCCUUACACGUCUGUCUGCGAUAACCGAAGAGACUGCCGGAAGCGAGAUGAUGAGAAGUUUUGCAAAAAUGAUGAGGAUGAUGGCGACUACUUCCGGUGUGCAAACGGCGCGCGCGUCCUCAGCGAUUUCGCCUGCGACCUUUUCCCUGACUGCUCAGACGGAAGUGACGAGAUGGGCAUGUGCAGUGCAUGCGCCAACUGGAUGUGCCCGAACGGGGAGUGUCUGCCCAAGCACUGGUUCCUGGACGGCCGUAACGACUGCACCGGAUGUGAGGGGGAGCACGAGGCGGGGCGCGUGGUGGAGCGUGAGAUUGCCGCGCGGCACGGCGUCACGGACUGUGUGUUCACCUGUAACCGGACGGACUGCGUGACCCGCGCCAUGCUGGGAGACGGGGUCCUUCAAUGCACGGGGCCGGAGGGUCCCCUUGACGAGACGGUGGGGGCUCUAGAGUCCAGCUCGUGCUACGGGGAAAACGACGGGGUGGGCUUGAGCAACUGGGGCCCCAGGUGUGUGUUCCUGGAAGAUCCUUACGGCGGCGUGCUGGGCUGUCCCAACCUGCGGCAUCUCCAGGGCUGUGAGGACUUUGUGUGUCCUGAGGGAUACGUGAAAUGUCCUCGCUCCUACUGUGUCCCCGUCCAGUACGUGAGCGACGGCAGGGGACAAUGUCCUCUCGGAGAGGACGAGGUGUUGAUGAAGCUGGACUGCACCGGCCUGUUCCAGUGUCCGGCCUCUGCGAUGUGUCUACACCCGGCUAGCGUCUGCGACAACCGGAGGGACUGUCCUUCCGGGGAGGACGAGCAGAACUGUGACGUCACGUGCCGCACGGGGUUUCUCUGCGUGUCCGGCACGGUGGUCAAGACAGACUACGACAGCAGCCUCCCGCUCACAGACCUGGGCUUCGUGGACGGCCGGACCCGGUACCUGGACGUGAGCGGCGUGGACGUGUCUCGGGCCUUCUACAACUUCACGUGCCGGAAGUGGCGGACCCUGGUGCACCUGGAGGCCAGAGGAAGCAGCCUGCGACUGGACACUUCCGGCUGGUGCCCUGGGGCUGACCUCACCUCCGUCAUAUACUUGGACCUGAGCGACAAUUUUCUGCAAGACUCACACCUCACUUCACUGUUUUCUGCCCUGGACUCAGUCCGUUACCUUCAUCUCUCACACAACCGCUGCUUGAGACGGGUGGAAAUUCCCUGGCUUAAAAAGUUGGCGGUUUUAGAUUUGUCUUUUACUGGUAUUACUUUUUUUAAGCUCCACCCGAGGUUUAGAAAUCUGAACACGCUCAAUCUGAAAGGCACUCAGAUCACGCGACUCACGGCUCACCAGUUCCCGGAAAGUUUAAAAAUCAGCCAGCUCGAUUUGAGGCUCAACUCUAUCAAACACCUAGAGAAGGACAGCCUCUCUGGGCUGAUAAUCAACAAACUGUGGGCCGAUUCUUACAAACUUUGCUGCCCACAGCUCCGGGUUGUGGUCACAGAGUGCCUGGCGCCUUCGGAUCCGUUCUCGUCUUGUGCCAACUUAAUGGAAGGUUUUACCUCACGGACUCUCUUGUGGGUGAGUGGUGUGCUGGCGGUGGCGGGGAAUCUACUGGUGGUCGCUCACCGACUCGUCUUGGACAGGUCCUCGCUCAGACUGGCAUACGGCCAGUUCGUGGCUCACCUCAGCCUGGCCGACUUCCUGAUGGGCGUGUACCUACUGACCAUCGCCUCGGCCGACCUGUACUUCCGGGAUGCGUACUUGAUGCACGAGGCUGGCUGGCGGGAGAGCGCGCUGUGUCACCUGGCCGGCUGUGUGUCCACUCUGUCCAGUGAGACCUCCAUCUUCUUUGUCUUGCUCAUCACUCUCGACAGAUACCUGGUCAUCAGAUUCCCUUUCGGCCAGUACCGGAUCUCCGGCCGCUACGUGCACGUGCUGUGUGCUCUAGCCUGGCUGCUCGGUCUGUCUAUUGCGCUGUUGCCGUUUGUCCCGUCGUUCCGGCACUGGCAGACGUACACGUUCACCGGCGUCUGUCUUGGUCUGCCUCUGAGCGACAGGUCCGUCCCCGGUUUCUGCUUCUCUGUGUCUGUGUUUGUGUUCGUCAACCUGGGCCUGUUCCUCCUGGUGGCCGCGGGCCAGCUGUCCAUCUAUCGAGCCAUGGCUGACACACGCCGCCAGAUGGCGCGCCGGAUGGGCGGCUGGCCGGGGGCGGGGGGGAGAGAGCAGGACCUGGAGGUGACCAAACGCCUGUUUCUGGUGGCGGCUACGGACUUCUUGUGCUGGUUCCCCGUAGCUGUCCUGGGACUGCUCUCUCUCUCCGGCUACCGGCUGGGCUACGACGCCUACGUCUGGUCGGCUACACUCCUGCUGCCCAUAAACUCGGCCAUCAACCCCAUCCUCUACAACGCCCACAACAUCCUCAACACCUCCAAGCGCCUCCUCAAACAUCUGUGGCUAGCGGCUACUGAGGUCAAGGCCACGGCCGCUACUGGAGACAAGGUCCGAGCCGCUCCUGAGGUGAAGUUCAAAGACGCUACUGAGGCCAAGGUCAUCGCCGCAAUAAAGUAAUUGAUAAUGUUUUCGAGGACUAAGUGAAGGAUACACAAAAAGUAACACCUACCACAGACAAAAACAACAGAGAGAACGAAAAAAAGUAGGGCCUACCUGUAACACUAUCCAACCUCCCACACAGACAAAAACAACAGAGGGAAA
Aplysia californica (California sea hare) is the source of this 4637-nucleotide messenger RNA. RefSeq names its product G-protein coupled receptor GRL101. Gene Ontology annotation, cellular component: membrane. The record is from RefSeq and is a predicted model, not a curated record. The transcript has a single exon. Gene Ontology annotation, biological process: G protein-coupled receptor signaling pathway. The coding region runs from base 555 to 4493 and encodes 1312 amino acids. Gene Ontology annotation, molecular function: protein binding; G protein-coupled receptor activity. Lineage: Eukaryota; Metazoa; Mollusca; Gastropoda; Aplysiida; Aplysiidae.